AUGACCAGAAGUUCCAGGCGCUCAUAUUCUGACAGUGACAGCAGUGAUUACAGUUCUAGGAGAAGCUACAGUAGCUCAGACAGGCGGUCUUCCUCAAGGCACAGAUCUGAUUAUGACUCGGCAAGGAGCAGAAGCAGAUCAACAUCAAGAUCCAGGUAUACAAGGAGCUACACCAGAAGCAGAAGCUCCAGUUAUGAUGAUGACAGGAGAAGAUCUUCCUCCGAGAGGAGACGAUCUGAUGAUGAUCUGUCUCUUUCUGAAAGCAAACGUAAGAGUUCGAGAUCUCCAACCCCCAAAAGGAAAAAACACUCUAAACAUCGCAGCAGAAAAAGGUACUCAUAUUCAGUGUCUCCUAGGCGAAAAUCUAUAUCUGAUAAUGAAUUGCUAGCUGAUAACAAGAAUAAAGAAACAAAAUCGAAGAGUUCAAGAUCUCCAAGCCCAGUUAAGAAAAAGCGGUCGAAACACCGCAGCAAGAAAAAACAUUCAGCAUCUCCUAAGAAAAUAUAUAUUUCUGAUGAAGAACCAGCAUCUGAAAGAAAAGAUAAAGAAUUGAAACCAAAAAGUUCAAGAUCGCCAAGUCCUGUUAAGAAGAAACGAUCUAAACGGCAUAGCAAAAAAAGGCAUUCACCUUCAGCAUCUCCGAAGGUAAUAUCAAUUUCUGACAAUGGCCCCUCGCCAGAACGAACAGUUAAGGACGUGAAAUCGAAGAGCUCAAGGUCGCCAAGUCCUGUGAAGAAAAAACGCUCCAAACGUCGCCACAAGCAUAAACAUUUGACUUCCGCGUCUCCCACACAUAGGAAGUCUACAGAAACGAAUGGAUUCAUAAAGCCAGCAAAAAGAGCAAGAUCACGGAGUGACAGUAGAGAAUCUGCUAGAGCAGUUUCACAUGGCCGCCGUUCAGUAUCCCCAAGCAAAAAACACAGAAAUCACAAAGAUGCCAGGGAGAACACAACAAAUCAUAAACAUAAUGAGAAGCCUUCUGAAAGAGGCCACCCUCAGGAGGCUGAUGGGAACAUUGAUGGACAACAUAAAAGAUCAAAUUGGUGGGCAGAAAACAGAAAUGAAGAAGAGGAUGCUUUGAGGAUGGCGAGGAGAAGAGAAGAAAGAGAAAGAAUUGGUGCAUUUGUUUUUAAUGAAAUAUGGGCAAAGUCACCGCCACCCGAACCAGA
Messenger RNA from Candidula unifasciata, 1169 nucleotides. Lineage: Eukaryota; Metazoa; Mollusca; Gastropoda; Stylommatophora; Geomitridae. The record is from the annotation of a GenBank genome assembly.